Molecule: messenger RNA, 6631 nt
Organism: Mauremys reevesii (Reeves's turtle)
Lineage: Eukaryota; Metazoa; Chordata; Testudines; Geoemydidae
Gene: KCTD18
Product: potassium channel tetramerization domain containing 18
Exons: 7
Coding region: 687-2009 (440 amino acids)
Biological process (GO): protein homooligomerization
Source: RefSeq, a predicted model, not a curated record
GCCGCCGCGCCCCGCUGGAGGGGCCGGUCAGGGCCGAGCGCGGCCAUCGCUCGCUCGGACCCUGCGCCGGCGGCAGCCCGGCUUGGGGAAGCGAGGGGCGAUGCCGGGCUUCGUCCGGCUGCCCUGUGGGGGCGGAACGCGGGAGGCUGAGGGUUGGCACCGGCCCUGGGCGGCACCCACCGCCACUGGGGUUGCUUGUGCGUAAACCCAGCCGCGUUAGGGGGGGUGAAGGCAGAUGGAGACUCGCACCGCGGCGGGUGUUGGACUCGCUGAUCUUUGUGUGAUGCUGGGUUGUUGUCGGCCUGUCACACAUGAAAUUACACCGCAAGCCUGUGUGUAGCCCAGCAGCACAGACAUCACAGGGAAAAAAGCACUUGUGACCCUCGGCAACUCUGUUCAUGAAUAAAAUGUCAUUGCAAAGCCUGGACGUGCAGAGCUGCUUCGCCAGGCAGCGAGAUUAGCAAUAUGGGAAUCCAGUGGAACAGUUGCCAAUCUGCUUUGGUCAUGGCUGCCAUAAUAAAAAGGAUUCUAAUAUGCCUUUUACCUCCUCUAGUGAUAGUGCAAGGCGUAAUCAGUCCAUACUUGUGACUGACUGGAAGAUCCUCUGAAGGAUUGAGUGAGAAGUAUUAAUAUACAAAAUGUUUUAAUAGAACAUAACUAUAUUAAUAUUGAAAUUUGCAAAUGCAAUGGAAGACGGCAAGACUGAAGAGGUGCUAGAUAUUCUUCGACUUAAUGUGGGAGGUUGUGUGUACACAGCCAGACGCAAGUCUUUAUGCCGCUUUAAGGAUUCAAUGCUAGCAUCUAUGUUCAGUGGACGUUUUCCUCUAAAAAUAGACGAGUCUGGGGCUUGCCUUAUUGAUCGAGAUGGAAACCUCUUUGAGUACCUUUUAGAUUAUCUUCAUGGAGAAGUUCGGAUUCCUAAAGAUGAACAAACGCGAAUUGCAUUGCAGGAAGAGGCAGAUUACUUUGGCAUCCCUUAUCCUUACAGUCUGUCUGACCACUUAGCCAAUGAAAUUGAGACAUAUUCUUUAAGGUCAAAUAUAGAACUUAAAAAGGCUUUGAUAGACUUCUGUGAUUCUUACGGUUUAGCCUGCACCAAGCCUACCGUUUGGGUUCUGCACUAUCUCAACACAUCUGGAGCAAGCUGUGAGAGUAGGAUUAUAGGUGUGUUUGCCACAAAAGCUGAUGGGACUGACGUACUUGACAAGGAACUGGGAGGAAGAAUAAAUAAUAAAAAUAUGUACAAAAGAGAGGCUGGAAGUAAUGUCCAAUACAUCUGGAGUUAUUAUUCAGUGAGCGAACUGAAAAAGAUGAUGGAUGCUUUUGAUGUCUGGGAAGGAAAAGGAACUUCAGGUUUCAGCUAUUGGAGAAUGCCCCAGCUGAUAGAAUGUUGGACUCUUGAAGAACGCCCUUUGAGAGGAAGUCUCCAUCAUAUGUCUCCAGUUCGUAAAAGACGAUUAAUAGACUUUACUGAAGAGGAGGAAGAUGGUCAAAACUUUAAAGCUGGUCCUAAACCAAUUAGAUUUUCUGGUCCUUCAACAAGUACCCACAUCAAAGUCAAGAACUCUGCUUCAUUAAAGGUAGCUGCCUGUAACACUUCUUCACAUUCUGUGGUAACUCUUAAACGACCCAGCAGUGAUAGUUUGGUACAGCGCAAAGUAGUGCCAAAAACUGAACUUGCAACGUGCCCAUCAUUGCCUACAAGUUCUCAGGCAUCUUAUGGAACUGAAGGUGCUGAAAAUGGGGCAGCAUAUCAAACUACAUUCAACAUCUCACUGUCUAAGAAACCCAUGACCACUCGUGUGGUAAAACUGAAGCGGACUCCAUUGUGUAUUGUGUCACCAUCUCAGUCAUCUUCCUCACUGAGUAAAACAGAUGAACAGGAAGUUCCUGCUGUUGAAAUUCCUACUACUUCUACAUCACUAAGAGAGAGAGAAUCCAGUAUAUCAACAGUGAAUAGUAAGAUCAAGAAUAAUGUGGAGAAUGACAAACUGGAUGAUAAUGUUUAACUCUUUAGCAGAGAUUUCCUGGCAUAAUCUGCUAAACGAAGAGUUUCUGACCUGGUGUCAAGGGACACAUCCUGGAUUAUAAUUUAUUACUAGAGCUGGUAAGAAAUUGUGGAGAAAAAUAGUAAAAAGUACAUGGGCAAAAGGUUUUGAAAUUUAUAGUAAGUUAUGAGUUUUCUUGCUUUACUUAUAAUUUUUUGGGGGAUGGGGCAGGAUGUGUGGAUUUUGAAAAACAUUUUUUGCGAUACAUGGUGACCAUCUCUCAGAUAUUUACUUAAAUCAAGUUGCCAUGAUGUUACUAUCUUUAAAAAUAGAAUAUGCACGCAUACAAGCAAACCAAACCUAGCUAAUUUCAUUAUUGAUAAAGGUCAGGAUUUUAAAAAAAUUUGAGACCAAGUUUAGGUUCCUAAAUUUAUAUUUUCAAAUUGGAAAAAAUAGGCCACAUUAAUUAAUAAUGGGGGAGAUCCAGUCUUAGAGCCCGACUCAGUCUUCUACUCUCCAGGUAUGUAAAAUACUGGACAUUGCAAAGGUAUCUGACUUAGCAAGAGUAAGGAACAGGGUUGCUGGCUUCAAAGUGCUUUUUGGGAAGAAUAUAGGAAAAGCAAUUUAACAGCAAUGAAAGGAGCCAUCCUCCCACCUGCCACAGAGGAGGGACUAGGAGUGUAAGGGGAAAGAGCCUAUCAUGGAAGCAACAGGGCAGGAUCUUUUCAUAGAAUUGAGACAUACAUGUAUUACAUUGCGAAGGGGGAGUGUUCUCCAGUGGGGCAUUGAAUGGGCGAGCUAGGAAUUCCUUAGGAAUUGGAUACAGCCUGGCAUUGAACCGUUAUGGUCCAUCCUGUCCUACAAUUGCAGAAAGGCUCUUAUGCCAGAGUCGACGCACAGCUGUGAUUGCUUUGUUCUCCCCCCGCUCCCUUCAUAUAUGCGGGACUCUGACAUAUGAGCAGGGACAAGCUCAGCCUCUUUCAAGCCCAGACAACAAAACAGCAGAGUUUGAAAAAUGAGUAAACAACAAAAAUAUGGGCUGAAUACUGCUUUCAGUUGCACCAGUGUACAUUUGCAGGAACACCAAUGAAAUCAAUGGGUACUGCAGAUCUACACCUGUGUAGCAAAGCAGAAUUUGCACCAAUGUCUUGAAGAAGUGCCUUGAUUCUUCGUGGGUGUUUAGACCAGCAUUGCUUAAUGAGAUUUAUAUAGUGCAUAUCUUUGCUGGUCUUGCUCGACUAAAAAGAGUUUUAACAUUGCCAACCCCAACUGUUCAAAAAUCACAUGAUGGACUUAAAUCAUGAGACUUUUCAAGCUUUACUCUGAAACCAUGAGGGCUAGAAACUUAGCUUUUAUUAAUUUUUUUUAAAAGUGAGAUUCUCAUGUAAUAACAUGCCUCCCGUAGCUGAGGUGCUAAGAAAAACACCAAAUAUCAUGGAAGUUGGCAAAACUGCAGUUUUCUGGCCAUCAACUUACAUUUUGAUGGCCAGCUUGCAUCUUUAAUGGCCCAAGAUAGAAACUUCGAUUUUUUUAAAAUGAAAGUUUGAUUAUGUAGAAAAGAACAAACAUUAUGGAAAAAUGCUAACGUUGUGUAGUACCUUGUGUCCAUAGGCCUAGAGUCUGAAAUAUUUUUAGAAGAGAGUUUGAAUGAAAAACCAAUUUUUUCAUACAUAUUCAAUUUUGUUUACUCCUUACUUCAUUGUUUUAUAAUGGUGCUGUUUGUAAUGUACUUUUUAUCUUUCUAAAAUAAGUUUCUUAAGACUGAAUAUUUCCUUCCUACCUGGUCUUCAGUGUUUGAUGAUUUUAAAAGAUUUAAAAACACACACUUUCAGAAAAAAUCUUGUGCAAUUUUCUGUGCUGGCAUCAAUUCACUAUUUAUUCUAGGUAAUCUUCCUUGGCAGUAAAGUAUUAUUAUUAUUAAAUACGCAUUACUGCCAAAUCCAUAACAUGACACUCAGUAGCCUGAACAGUCCAGCACAAGACCGAAAUAAAUGGCAGAAACUCCAUCUGAGGUUGCUGGAGGAGAAAUAAAUAAAUAAAUUCAUUACAAUAGCCUUUAGAGGCACUGGUGAGGUCCCCCAUUGUAUGUACUUGUAGUAAAGACAGGCCCCGCAUCAGAGUUUACAAUUUAAUUUUUUGACAAGAUUCAGCUGGUAGAUGAAACAGUCGAGCAGACUGCAGGUGGUGGGGAAAUAAAACAGGAUUUCUGUUUAAAGGGAUUGAUCAAAUUCCCUGUUGACAUAACUGGGAAGUUGGCUCAAGCCCAUCAUGAAUGGAGUGGGCACAAACAUGCUUUCUUGUAGUUGGAGACAUAAAUAUCUAUUCUGAUCCAUGUUUUAAAUCUGUAAAGCUAGAUAUUGCACCAUUUCACAUAACCAAUGUGUGUAUGAUUUUGUGCUUGGAUAGAAUUAUGUAUUAACUAGCUCCAACCUAUAACUAUCAAAAGAGAUUUUUAGGGAGGAGCAGCAAUUGCACUUAGCUCCUGCCUGUGAGCAUGCAGGUAACCUGAAACCAAAAGAAACUUGCCAGCUCAGUGAGUAGUUUUCAUGGCAUGGGACGCACUUGGUGUUUUGGAGAGGAGGGAACAUUGGGCAGAAUCUUUGCAAGUUAAAGGUUUUUGUGCAGAUUUUUUACAUUCCCAUGGUUCCCCCCUCCCCGUCCAAAAAUGCAGCAUGGGGCCUAAUGUCUUGAAAGUUUGCUACAUUAAAUUACACUUGUCUAUUUCAGCAAAGGAUGUCCUGUAUGGCAUUGUAUAUCUGCACUCAAACUCUUACACAGAUACAGGUAACAUGAAAGAUUUGGGGAAGUUGUAUUAAAGAUGAGACUUGGUUCUUCAUUUGGGAUUUUACAUGGUCUGUCAAAUAACCAGGGUACUUUGAAAAAUGUACCUAGGUAAAUCUAUAAAAGAAACUGAAUUCAGAAGAUAACGUCAGUCUAGCAAUCCAUUGUGCUGACUACUAGCGUCCAAUGGCCAUUAUCUCAUGUAUAAAAUGUAUUGCCUGUUUAGUUUGAUGGAUUAAACAUUGCUGUCAUUUUCUUGUCACUCCUUCAGCCUUCUGUAUAAGCAGAAUUUUGUGUUUUCAAACAACCCAAUGUUUGGCAGUGCAAGUGUUAAGUAUGCAGAAGAGUACCACUCCAAGUUAAUGCCUAGAAAAUCAUUCACGUGACUGAGCAUGGGGCAGGGAGACAGAAGCCUGUUAUCACCAACAGUAGGUGUGAUUCAUACAGCUGUAAUUCAAUAAACUGCUUCAAAAUAUGGAGAAUUUAUUUGUACUUAAUUGAAACAAAUCAGUGUUAUUUCAUAUGAUAGGCACAUGUUCAUUUUGAAUGUCUAGGAGAAGAGUACUGAUAGUGCUAAAAGGUUAUUCAGCUAAGAGUCACAGAAAUAUUACAGAGUUAGUAAUUGGUAUUGGGUUCAGCUAACUGUUAAAAUAGCUUAGGAAGUUCCUCUACAACAUGCAGUGCAAAUAGUCAUUUUUAUAAACAAAUAUGUUACUUGAAGGGAAACUGCCUGUCUUCUGAACCCAGCAUUAUUAUAGUUGUCAUCUCUUUUGCUCUGCUAAUGACAUCAGCUAUGCCUGGCCAUGUCUGCUUCUCCCACAAAUAUCGACAUGCUUUCUGCCACGCUCUCCCUUAUUCAUGUAAUGCCAAUCCUAAACUGAUCUGUAAGGCCAAUACUCUGUUCCAUUUCAAAACCUUCCUUAAUACCCACUAUUGCUGUAACCCCUACAAGAAAACAGACAAUAAUGGAUAAAUCGAGCAGCCAGCUGGCAUAGCUGAUUGUGCUAUAUAUACACUGCUAGGUUUUAGUUCCUUCUCUGCACUGAGAAGUCUUCCUCCUGGGAGAGACUGGGAUGCAGAGAUUGCAUACAACAGAUAUUUAAUAUCUUGUCUCUUGUCUUUGUAAUCACUGUAGUGGUCUCACUUUCCAACAUUUUGCCAGUGAAGAGAGGAAACUAGUUUUAAAUUAUUUCUGUUUAAGCACCUACCUGAUUAGUGCACUGUGGCUGCAGUUCAGCCAUGGCCGGGAAGAGAGAGAAUGAUGUUUCCCAGUGAAAGGAAAAUUUCAUCAUUUUUUUCCCCCCUUCUCUCUUCAAUUUAUGAAAGUCAAAGCUCUCACUUGAGAAACUGAGCAGGAAGGAGUAGGUGAUACGGCUCUGAAAGUCUGAGAGAGAGUGAGGCUUAUAGGCUCCAGCCAGCCUUGCUACAAGUAAUUAAAGGAGUCACAAGUGCAGUAAUAAUCAAUCAGUAGGCUGUGAGGCAAUAUGGGUGUUCUGCUAUAGCAAAGCCCUGCUGUAGCAUUCUAAGGUUCCCUUCAGGCAAAAGCUCAGAGGAGGGUAAGAUAGUAGCAUUACGGGUGAAAGGGAAGUCUCAGGAAAUGAAGUUUUAGAGCCUGGCUGCUUUGUGAGCUUCCUGGGAAAUGUUGUCGUUUGUUUUGCUUUAGUGAAUAAAUUUGGAUGGCUCAUGCAAGCUAGCUCCCCUUACUUGGAGUUACGAUUUUACAACUCUGCCCCGCUGGUGGCUCAGUGACAGUUCUGUAUGUCAGACAUUCUAAUUUGCAUUAAAGAUUUAGCCAUUUUCAUACAGGCUUCUUUAGCUGUUUUUCAGCUUAUUCCAGCUGCUGGUGCAGCAUUCACUAAUGU